Messenger RNA from Triticum urartu, 1066 nucleotides. The record is from RefSeq and is a predicted model, not a curated record. Lineage: Eukaryota; Viridiplantae; Streptophyta; Magnoliopsida; Poales; Poaceae.
CCACAGCCGCCCCCAACCCCACCCCCACCGCCACCGUCGACGACCCUCACCGUAGACAAGGUCGAGGCUGACCCAAGAUCGAGCCCAUGCCCAGAUUCACGAGUGGAGCCCCGCAAAGCUGCCCGCAAACUACUCCUCUUCCCCACCCCGAUUCCUCUCCAAUCUCCGCCGCCGCCGCCGAUCCCCACCCCCACCGGCGACCUCGUCUCCCCGUCUCCGGCCCCAUCCCCACCUCCGGCCGACCUCCCUCCUCAUCUCGUCCAUCCACCCAUGGAAACCCCCUUUUCCACGAAUCCACCCACCCAUGCUCACCUAUGGAUGGAUAGAUGGGGCGCACCAGUUCCGGCGACGGCGAUGCCGGAUCCGCACCCACCUGCGUGAUGGAGGGCGGCCGCAUCGGGAUCCACCGCCUGCUCUCGGUCUGGUGCGGCACACCGGACCACACCGGAGAUUGCUACUGCGGUGGUCGUCGACGACGGUGCAUCUCCGGCGGGACCUAGAUGCCCAAGGCAUGCAUACGUGGUUGGUGACCUCGCAUGCCGCCAUUGCCGGAGGCUGGCUGGCUGGAUGGACGGGCGUCCGCGGUGCCGGUGUUUUGCAGCCUUACAUCUCAGGGAAGACGCUUGCUAAAAUGUGUGCAUGCCAAGAUUCCUGCAGUUCCAGACUGAUUGCUGGUGCGGAUGGGAGGUGGAUGCCCGCACGGAUCCGACGUCUCCAACCUCGGCAUCCACAAGGAGGAGCGGCGACAAUUACAUACCCAACCAUGGGGCAACAGCAAUUCAUGAUGUUUUGCAUCAGCCUGUCAUUGCUAAGGAAGAAGCAGUACUUGAAGAAGCAGACUACAUGUUUUCUUGUUGUGAAGCACUAGAUAGUUCUAUUUAUUCUUUUCCUGUUCUAGAGUAUUUCUAGGUUGCUUGGAUCUGUAUAAAGUACGGAUGUGAUGGAAAUUUGUAGAAUGUGAGUUUUGAGAUAUUUCUGUAAUAUUCAGCUAAUUGGUGGUGAUUCAUAUUGUUAUUCAAACUGGUUUGAAAAUGUUCGUUAAAUGGGCUGGAGUUGGACCUUAAAA